UUUUUUGAAAAUGAAAUAAUUGAAAUCAGUAACUCCUUUGGAUUGGCUGAGAGUUGAGUUUGUGCAUUGUUCCCCUCGUGGCUCUUCGCAGGUAGAUCUAAACCUUGCUUUCUCUUCUCCAUACGUUACGAUGGCCUACCGAAGUUGUCGAUCGUUACUUCUUUCCUCGCGUCCAUCAAACAUCUUGGCCGUAUCUGGUAGAAGUUAUAUUGCUACACAUGCUGCUCCAGCGCAAUGGAGUUCCACGAGAGGCUACGCUCAUCAGUAUUCUCAUACUGUAAGCCGGAGUAGCUCUGGCAGCCUGUGCUAUAUCUCAUGGCGGACGUACUGCUCCGAGCCAACCAGUGACGCCACUGAACCUUGGAGAGAUGUGUCACACAGCGAUUUGAAGCAGAUGCUCUCCGCUGGGAAUAUAUUCUUGAUCGAUGUGCGCGAGAGGCACGAAUUGCAAGAGACUGGAAAAAUUGACGAUCGGGCUGUCCAUAUCCCACUGGGUACUGUUCCGGAUGCGUUCAAUCUAAGUCCGCGUCAAUUCGAGCAGCGCUACGGCGUCUCAAAGCCAGACGAGAACGACACCAACGUGAUAUUCCACUGCCGUGCCGGCAUACGCAGUCGCCAGGCCCUGCGGGAUGCACACGCAUGUGGAUACACACAGGCUCGUCACUACCUUGGCGGAUGGCUGGAGUGGGAAUCACAUCAAGUCCCCAAAUAGAUUGACAACUGGUCGAAUGAUUCUUGCGUCGCGUCGGUUUUCUCCUUGUUUUGAUUUCCCCAUGCUGUUCUCGGUAGGCAGCUGUGGUAUGUGUUUAGACAGUUUGUGGUGCUGGACACCUGAGUGCAUGCUACACACUGCGUAAUAGCAGUAGUCUUUCCCCUAGACAAACUGGCAAGUAGGUAUCCUUUACUCCAACAUGUGCAUGCAUUGAACCUGUUUUAUCUCUUAGUUGUUUUAUCCCUGCCGAUGUAUUGUUCGCACUUGAUGCUGGCUUCUUCAUGUGGCCCGGCUGAUUUUUUUAAAUUCCGCUUGGCACUAUACCCUUAUUCUAAUUUAUUCGACUUAUUCAGCAGGACCUGUUUCAAGACCCUAGCCAUUGCAAUGACACUGGCAUUAUUACAUCAACCUGUCUGAACAGGACCAAUCUACUGCAUGUACAUUUGGUAGCUUUUAAAAUUCUUGUAGGUAGGGCGUUGUAUAUGUAUAUGUGACGUAGUCUACACCAUUAAUCCUAGUGUUGACACUGAAAUGGCAUCCUUGUUAGGUAUCAUGUUAUUUACACAGUUA
Molecule: messenger RNA, 1282 nt
Organism: Sycon ciliatum
Lineage: Eukaryota; Metazoa; Porifera; Calcarea; Leucosolenida; Sycettidae
Product: rhodanese domain-containing protein CG4456-like
Exons: 3
Coding region: 131-712 (193 amino acids)
Source: RefSeq, a predicted model, not a curated record